AUGGAAGAAGUUUUCAGACGUAUCGAAGAGCGAGAAAACGAUUUGAAUUGGCAGCUGCCCCAGGCGGACCGAAGGGCCGAGUCCCUUCGUCGCAAUGACGAGCGACUCCAUAUAGAAGCGGAGGAAGAUCCCAUCGUCUUCCAAGCUCGGCGCCGUGACAUGGAAAUCAAAUGUCGCAAGCAAAACCUAGACAGAUUGGCGAAAGAGAAGGGCAUAGUGGAUCUCGUCAGCCAGGCGCUACAAGACCCUAGUAUAUUUUUAGAAAACCAACUGGCCCGCGGUUGCCUUCUCGGCAGGGUUCCCUACGCGUACGACGAACUCGAAUUUUUGUACAAGGUGAUAGGAGAGGAGAUGCCUAAGGAGAACAAAGCAAUAUAUGGCAAUAGCCUCCGUAGGUCCAUCUGUGAGGCGCCAUACAAGUUUUUGAAGUCGCCGGAAGCGUGCAAGCUCAUUAUCUGCGAUCUCCGGCUUCCUGACGAUGGCAGAAUUGAUGGCAUCCAGGCCAUGUAUGAAGAGCAACUGCGCCUCGAAGCGGACAAUGCAAGGUUGGAGAUUGCGAGGGAGGCCGUUCGAGAUGUCACCGAGAAGACCCUACGUCACUAUGGGCGUAAAUUCUUGCAAGAGUACGAGGCCGCCGCAGCACGAGGCGAAGAGCCUCCAAACCCCAAAGCCAUCUGGGAAACCGUGAAACCUAGGGAGAGGGCGAAAUGGGUUGAUGAACUUCUUGAUGCCCGUCGCAAAUAUGGCUACUCGGUUUACAAGUCUGAGGAGGCGACUCAGCGAGCCCAGGCGCUAGAAAGAUGGAUGGGCAUUUUCAAUGACACUGAUCGGACGGAUAAUUUUGCAGGCUACCAAUCCGGCAUAUAUCAUGAGAUCAAGGGUGCAUCGCAAUUGGGAUGGUUGACCCGCAUCGACUGGGUGGACGCUACUCUCUCUGAGAACGAUCCAUCGUCGCUAAGAAGGCACUUCAAGGAACACCGGAAUACUCUGGACAAGUUCCCGGGGAUUCUGCGCAACACCUUCCUUGUCAUCACUUCUGAUUGUAUUGCGCCCGAACUGGAUCACAAGGACAUCCAACCUCUGUUCAUUUCCAGUACUAGACAAUUUGGAGCUGACAACUUAGCCCCAAGAGACUUGGCCAAGCUGCUCCCAGAGGAUAUUCCACCAGUAUUUAUAUGGGCUUAUGACCCAGACUGGACACCGCCAGAUCCCGACUCCCGUGUUGACGAGGAUGGGUACGAAGGCAGAGUCAAAGUGCCCCUUCCAUUGCUCUACACCUGGUUCUACUUUGCGCGGAAGGACGACAUCUAUGAUUUGAAGGAGCUAUGGAAGAAGGCACUGGAGCACCCCGACGAAAUAUGGCGUUGCAAGGGGCACCACCUCGAUCCGACGAUCCCCGAUUCGUUUGUCUAG
Messenger RNA from Scedosporium apiospermum, 1413 nucleotides. RefSeq lists its product as uncharacterized. NCBI's taxonomy places the organism in Eukaryota, Fungi, Ascomycota, Sordariomycetes, Microascales, Microascaceae. The record is from RefSeq and is a predicted model, not a curated record. Bases 1 to 1413 code for a protein of 470 amino acids. The transcript has 2 exons.